AUGGAGGAGGAGUUUACCGUGCCUUCAACUCCAUUUGCAAUUGAGACAUUCAAGAAGGCUCGCAAGAUAGAUAGUACACUUCGUAAUAGGUACCUCUACAUAUUUAUAAAUGGCAUGACUGGCAUUGUCCUCAUGAUCGCCGAGCUACAAGUAUCAUGGAAAGGGCGUCAAAUCAUAUUCGAUGGCGCAUCCAAAGGUAUACGAAUGGCAAUAUUCUUCACAACCUUAAUAUUAUUCUGUCAAUUGAUGGACUAUUAUAGACUACUUUUGUCAAAUGUUACGCAUGGAUGGCUGACAAAGAGGGCAAAGGGAUUCCGUGUGACACCACUUAAUGUAUUGAGAUCAACGACAUUGGCGCCCUUGUUUUGGGCCGAGGUCUUAGUAUGUCUUGUUCAGCCAUUGCCAUUUGCCGAUGGACCACUCCACCUGUGGAACGAUCCCAAGUGGGGCCUCCUAAUGUGGCUUCGAUGCUACAUGUUCAUCCGUGUCUACCGAGACUUCUCACAUAUCUACGAGAUGCGUCAUACCAUAAAUGCCAAGUACAAACAGAAUAACAAUGUUCCACCAAAGUUCAACUGGCAACUCAGUUUUAAGACACUGCUGUAUCAAAGACCAUUGAUGUCGUUCAUUCCAUUCACGGUGAUGAUCAUCCUGAUCUGUGCACAUAUUAUAUAUGUGUUUGAGAGGGAGGCCAGUCCACUAUUCAACUAUGGCGUCUCAUUGUAUAUAUCAUUCAUCAGCAUGGUCACUGGAUGGCCCACCGACCCCUACGAACUAUACAAGCCCACUGUAGUCUUUGCCAAGUUUGGAGCCAUUCUUUCAUCGAUGUUGGGCUUGUUCCUUUUGGCAUGUUUGAUUGAACAAUUCAGUAGGAUGACACAUCCAACAGCACAUCAGAAGCCUAUACUUAACUAUAUCUACCUACUUGAGGUACAAGAGAAGGAGAGGGACUCUGCUGCCAAGCUGAUACAAGUAGUAUGGAAACGUUAUAAAUGGCAACGAUUGAAUAACUACUCGGACAAUAGUACCAUGUUCAAUACUCAAGAGGCGUUCUUUAGCGUCAAGUACAUUGAAGCAGUCAAGAACUUUGGAAGGGACCGUAGAUUUAAGAAACAGGUACAAUCAUUCAUAUCCAGUGAUAAGGAAGUCGCUGUCAAGGAUGAUCUUAGCAGGACAAGCAGUAGUAUCGAUCUAAACAACAACAACAAUCACAACAAUAGUCACAAUGCAUCGCCAAGUUUGAACAAUAGCAGGAGCAAUCUUAGGAGAAGGAGUGGAAGUGUUCCAACAACUGGUGGUGGUAGUGGCAUCUCAAUGGAUGAUGUACCUACACAUGCUGGACAGCAGAGGAGUCAACAACCACAACAACAACAACAACAGCAAGAGUCACAAUCAACAGAACAAAGUAUUACCAACAAGAAGAUUGAACUGUUGGAGGCCAAGCUAAAGUCAAUGGAGGAGUAUCAAUUGUUUAUGAUCAAUCAAAUGAGUUCAAUAAGGACAGACCUGAAGCAAUUGUUGCAACAAGACCAGCAACUUCAACAACCUCUUCAGCCACAACAACAACAACAACAGUAUCAAUAUAUGAUGCCAUCACAACCUCUCCAACAACAUCAACAACAACCUCUUCAGCCACAACAACAGCAAAUACAAUAUCCACCCAACAACAAUAAUAAUAACAAUAACAACUACAUUCUUUGA
Molecule: messenger RNA, 1701 nt
Organism: Acytostelium subglobosum LB1
Lineage: Eukaryota; Evosea; Eumycetozoa; Acytosteliales; Acytosteliaceae
Exons: 5
Coding region: 1-1701 (566 amino acids)
Biological process (GO): potassium ion transmembrane transport
Cellular component (GO): plasma membrane
Molecular function (GO): calmodulin binding; small conductance calcium-activated potassium channel activity
Source: RefSeq, a predicted model, not a curated record